This is a messenger RNA of Amyelois transitella, 2730 nucleotides long. RefSeq names its product alanine--glyoxylate aminotransferase 2, mitochondrial. The record is from RefSeq and is a predicted model, not a curated record. Gene Ontology annotation, cellular component: mitochondrion. Gene Ontology annotation, biological process: tRNA aminoacylation; glyoxylate catabolic process. NCBI's taxonomy places the organism in Eukaryota, Metazoa, Arthropoda, Insecta, Lepidoptera, Pyralidae. The transcript is spliced from 17 exons. Gene Ontology annotation, molecular function: aminoacyl-tRNA ligase activity; ATP binding; L-alanine:glyoxylate transaminase activity. The coding region runs from base 148 to 2715 and encodes 855 amino acids.
CUACCAACAGUCUGAUUACAACUCAAGAAUUAAUCAUAAUGUUAUGCAAAUACACACAGGGUCGGGUCAGAUUGUAAGUUUUGUAAUUCAAACAGCUGAAACAGUGUCUUUGUGGUGUUAGUUCUAUGAAGUAUAAUAGUGAUAAACAUGUCUCACAAAGUUCUUAAACAUUGCGUUUCUUUCAAUAUAAGGCGUUAUGGCACCAAUUCGAAAUCAAUACCUAAAAAUUAUGCAGGGCCACUGUAUCAAAAAACAGAGCAGUUGAAAUCCGAGCAUUUUCCUCCUGUUCAUAGAAACUUCUACAAGAAGCCCUUGUUGAUACAUCAGGGUCACAUGCAAUGGCUUUACGAUCACGAGGGCCGCAAAUACUUAGAUUUAUUUGGUGGGAUUGUUACAGUAUCCGUAGGACAUUGUCAUCCAAAAGUUGUAGCUGCUAUGGAGGAACAAAUUAAAAAACUUUGGCAUACAACAAGCAUUUAUCGGAAUCCUAAAAUUUACGAAUUUGUGGAAAAGCUGGUAGAAAAAAUGCCUGGAAAUUUAAAGGUAGUGUAUUUGGUAAAUAGCGGUACAGAAGCCAACGAUUUAGCAGUGUUGCUUGCGAAACUCUAUACGGGAAAUCACAAUGUGAUCUCAUUUCAAGACAGUUACCACGGUUGCUCCACUGCUAUACUGGGGUUGACAUCAACCCAUUCUUACAAGUUGCCAUUGCCAGUGCCUCCUGGGUAUUCACAUGCUAUGUUACCGGAUCCAUUAAGAGGUAUUUGGGGAGGAUGUAGGGACUCCCUGUCCCAAGUUCCAGGGUCCUGCUCCUGUCCAGGAGACUGUGCCAGUUCUGAUAAGUACAUCCAUCAGUUAAAAGAGCACCUGAUAAACACCAUACCACCAGGCGGAGCUGCUGCCAUGUUUGCGGAAUCAAUUCAAGGUGUAAACGGAACUGUUCAGUUUCCCAAAGGGUAUAUAAAAAAGGCACAAAAAUUAAUAAAGGAAUAUAAUGGCCUUUUUGUUUCUGACGAGGUACAGACUGGUUUUGGACGCACUGGCGAUGCAUUUUGGGGAUUUGAAACGCAUGGAAUCAUCCCAGACAUCGUAACCAUGGCGAAAGGUAUUGGUAAUGGGUUUCCGAUGGCAGCAGUCGUGACAACUAAAGAAAUAGCAGCAGCACAUAAUAAAGCUGCCUAUUUUAAUACAUUCGGUGGAAACCCCUUAGCUUGUACAGCUGGUAAAGCUGUUUUAGAGGUAAUAGAAGAAGAAAACCUCCAAGAAAAUUGUAAAGUGACUGGUAAAUACUUCAUAGAACAAUUAAUGCAACUUCAAAAGGAUUAUCCAGUAGUUGGAGACGUGAGGGGGAAAGGACUAAUGCUUGGUAUAGAGCUAGUAACACCAGGCACUAAAGACCCGUUGAAACAAGCUGAUGUUGCAGACAUCUUAGAGAUGGCAAAAGAUCUGGGAGUACUUAUUGGUUGUGGCGGAAGACAUUCAAGCGUGCUGCGAAUCAAACCACCUAUGUGUAUUAAUAAGGAGAAUUUCACUUCCAAAGUUUUGAAAUGCGAGCAGACAACGGAGCCUAUAGUGGAAUACGGCAAGACCUCCAAAUUUGAAGGAUACCAGGUUACCUUAGAGAACACUAUAUUAUUCCCUGCCGGAGGUGGCCAGCCUCAUGACAUUGGUUGGCUCGAUGGCAAAGAAGUGGUGCAAGUUCUCCGCAAAGGAGAUGAAGCUUUACAUUUCACAACGGAACCUUUAGAAGUUGGGGCUACAGUCAAUAUGAGAAUUAACUGGGAAAGGAGGCUGGACCAUAUGCAACAACAUUCAGGCCAGCAUCUUCUCUCAGCAAUAUUAGAAAAAGAGUACAACUUACCCACAACCAGUUGGUGGCUCGGAGCUGACGAGUGUUACGUAGAGUUGUCUUCGACUGAGGUCAGCAAUGACACAGUGCUAGCAGUGGAAGAGCGAUGCAAUGCAUUGAUACGAGACGCCAUACCUGUCACUGUUAAGUUUUGCAAGGCUGACAAUCCAGAUUUGAAUGAGGCCCACACAAGAGGUUUACCAAAGGACUGCAUGGCCACCAUAAGAAUAAUUUGUAUCGGAGACAUUGACGAGAACAUGUGUUGCGGCACUCACGUCUCCAACCUCAGUCAACUGCAAAUGAUAAAAUUGCUCGGUACAGAGCCGGGCAAGAAGGGAAAGACGAAUUUGAAGUUUGUGGUGGGUAACAGGGUCACGAGAUUGUUCCAGAGAAUGCUAGACAGGGAGAAAGCAUUGACUGGACUACUCAAAAACGAACCAAACAAACACGAGGAACUUGUUACAAAACUACAAAAGAACCUGAAAGUUACCAACAAAAACCUACAAAAUGUCCUCUCCGACUUGGCACAAUUCGAGAUAGACAGGAUAAAGGCCACUGAUCCUAAACCAAAAUAUGUAUUCAUGUUUAAAAAAGAGGCCACUCCGGAGUUCAACAGAGCGAUAUGUAAAGGUCUGGAAAAAGAGGGUUUGUUCAUGUUUUUGGCUUCGGAAGAUCCGGACAAAUCAAAAGAAGGGCAGAUUAUAAUUCAGGGGCCGGAGGAACAUUGCAAUGUUUUAGGACAACAAAUUACGGAACUGCUAAAAGGUAAAGGUGCAUUCAAAAAUGGGAAAUUCCAAGGUAAAGCAGGUGAUUUGGGAGGAAUCAAUAAAUGCAAGAAGUUAAUUGAAGAUUACUUUAAUAACAUAUAGGAUGCAUUACACAAU